CCGUCUGGUGCGGUGCGCGGCCGGCCACGUGACCGUUCUCGGCGCGAGCUCGUGUCAGAGGUCAGCUCGCCGCCGUGGGGGGAGCGCCGCGGGGGGCCGGGAAGUGGUGCGAGACGGAGGGGUGUGAGCACAGGUGGAGUGGUCCAGUGGACGGGCAGAUCCGCGUCACAGACAGUCCGCUGACAGCCAGUGCGGUGUCCGGUGUCCCAGAACGGAGGUGACGCGUCGUCGCUGGUCCAAGGAUCUUUCAGGCGGCAGCGCCGCGUACCGCGCCCGCCCGCGUCAGUCUCGCCCUGCGGCCGGCGCGGGCCGGCGGUGCGUGUGUUCAUGUGCCGGCGCGCUGCGCCACUAUCCUGAUGGGCCAUGGUGGACUCGCGCGGAGCGCUGUUGACUGUGCUGCUGCCUCUGGCGGCGCUGGCGGCGGCGCCCAGCGCCGGCCGGCCCCCUCCGGAACACCAUCGGUCAGGCAGGAUGACCGCCACGUCAGCGGGGCCGUACCACAUCACGUACCCGGAGCGGGUCCAGUACGACGGCUCCCACAUCACGCACGACGUCAGUCAGACAUAUGACGUCGGUGACGCCGCCCCCGAGCCGUGGCGGGGGCGGGGGCGGCGCUGGCGGCGGGGACUGCGCCGCCGGGACCGCACGGCCCACUACCGGCUGCAGCUGAGCAGCGACGAGGAGGUGGUGCUGGACGUGAGACCCAACCGGCGCCUGAUCGCGCCCGGCUUCGUGGUGGAGCGCCGCUCGGAGGCGGGCCGGCCGGGCCGGCUGGAGCGGCUGCGGCGCCACUGUCUGAUGGAGGGACGGCUGCGCGGCCGGCCCAACUCGAUGGUGGCCAUCUCCGCCUGCCAGGGACUGCUGGGCUACAUUCACACGGAGGACCAGCAGUACAUUGUAGAGCCGGUCAGGGGUGAGGACGCACCCCGGGACGGCCCGAGGCCCCAUCUAGUCUACCGGCGCCACGCACCCGGCACCGGACCGAACGGGGGCGCAUCGGAGCGGGGAACCGGCACCUGCCGGACCGCUGGUUCGCGGUCGGGCCGCGGAAACUGGACGGCCUCGGAGCGGGCCUGGAGCCGGGCCCGGCGGUCAGAGGCGGCCAGGGUUCGCCGGCGGCGUUCCGUCAGCUUCGAGCGCAACGUCGAGACGCUGAUCGUCGCCGAUCCCGACGUUGUGCAGUUCUACGCGGCGGAUAACCUGGAGGCGUAUCUUCUUACUGUUAUGAAUGGGGUAGCGCAGCUGUAUCAUGAUGCCAGCAUCGGUAACGCCAUCAACGUGAUUCUGGUGCGCAUCAUGGUUCUGGAGGCGCCCGAGGAUAGCGAUUUAUACUUUAACAUCAGCGGCGACGGUGACAGUGCGCUAAAGAGCUUCUGCAACUGGCAAACCGCUAUGAACCCUUCAAACGAGAGUCACCCAAACCACCACGACGUGGCCGUGCUUCUCACCAGGCGCAACAUCUGCAGUGGGAACCAGACCUGCAACACGCUCGGCAUGGCUGAGGUCUCGGGGAUGUGUCAGCCAUCGCGCAGCUGCAACAUCAACCAGGACACGGGUCUCUCUGUCUCCUACACCAUCGCCCAUGAGCUGGGACACAAUUUCGGAAUGUACCACGACGGGCCCGGGAACGGCUGCGACCAGCAGAACGGUCACCGGAAGCACGUCAUGUCACCGAAUCUGGUCAAUGACGUCACACCAGUGGUGUGGUCUCGCUGCUCGCGCAGAGAGAUCACCAAGUUUCUCGACCGUGACUGGGGACAUUGUCUGAACGACUCGCCAACAGGUCCGGAGUACAGCUACCCUCAGGAGCCGCCGGGGAUGCUGUAUGACGCAGACCACCAGUGUAAGCUGCUGUACGGACCUGCCGCCUCUCACUGUCAAAUGGGGAACGUCUGUGAGACGCUCUGGUGCAGCGUGGACGGCCGCUGUGUCACCAAACUGGAGCCAGCUGCCGAGGGCACCAGCUGCACCAGCCCAGAGGCACCAGACGCCGUCACGUGGUGCUCAGCCGGUGAGUGUGUGGAGAUGCAGAGCCGGCCGCGAGCCGUGGACGGCGGCUGGGGCGGCUGGGGGGAGUGGAGCGCCUGCAGCCGGACCUGUGGAACCGGCCUGCAGAGCUCCACCCGCCACUGCGACCGACCCGUGCCCGCCAACGGCGGAAAGUACUGCGUCGGCGAGAGGCGGCGCUACCGCACCUGUGCCACUGAGCCCUGCUCUGAGGAGGGGGCGUCGUUCCGCGCCCAGCAGUGCUCGGCGUUCGACACGGUGCCCUACCAGGGCCGUAAUUACACCUGGAUGCCCGUCUACGACCAAACGCUGCCGUGUCAGCUGAUGUGUCAGCCUGUGGGCCACCACUUCACGGCCGUCCUAUCUGACACGGUGGUGGAUGGAACGCCGUGUCAGCGCAGCGCCGACGUCUGCAUCAACGGAAAAUGCCGGGUGAUCGGCUGUGACGGUGUGUUGGAUUCGGACGCUCGCGCCGACCGCUGCGGCGUAUGUCACGGCAACGGCAGCCUAUGUCACACGGUUCGUGAUACGUUCACGAUCGACCAGCCGACCAACGGUUAUUUCGUGGUGGCAGCCGUGCCGGUCGGGGCGCGAAAUAUUCGAAUGGAGGAGUUGGCGGGUACCGGUCUGGGCAGCUUCCUUUCCGUCAGCGGCACCGUCAGAGCCAGCGACAGUGACACCGGCACGGGUGGCGAGAUGGACGCUGAGGAGGGCACCGCUGACCAGCCAGGGGAACUGAACGCUAAUGGUCUGAUUCAGUGGAGCGGUGAGUAUCCGGUGGCUGGCUCGGCUCUCCUCUACUCCAGAGAGGAACAGAACGAGACAAUCACCAUACCGGGCCCUCUCAAAUCACCACUGGUGCUGAAGGUACUGCUGCAGGGGAGCGUGACUCGGGUGCGGUACGAGUACACGGUACCGGGACAUGAGGGCGCCGACGCACAGGUGUUCUCCUGGAGGUACCAGGACUGGGAGGAGUGCUCCAAACCGUGCGGCGGCGGACAGCAGAGGUCCUCGGCGGCGUGUAUGGAGGACGAGGCUGGCAGGGUUGAGGACAUCUACUGCAAAUCGGAGAAGCCGCCCGACCGCGUCCAGGCCUGCAACGAGCACGACUGUCCGGCCAGGUGGUGGACGGGCCCGUGGUCGCCGUGCCCGGCAGAGUGCGGCCUCACUGGGAACCGCACUCGCUCCGUACACUGCGUCCGCUCCGGCAAAGGAGUAACAACAGCGCUCAGCAACGACGAGUGCGACCCGGGAGAGCGGCCCGGCGACCAGGAGGCGUGCAGGAAGGAGCCAGCCGACUGUCUGUGGAAAACCGGCCCCUGGAGGGAGAAGUGCUCGGGCGGUGACUCGUGCCGCCGCACGCGGCUCGUCUGGUGCCCGGUACCGGACGGCUGCGGUGCCGCGCGCAAACCGUCCUCCAGUCACUCGUGCAGCGCUGCGCGGUGUCGGAGACGGCACCGGUUCCACCACAAACGGCGGCGGCCGCACGGCGCCGCCCGCGACGCGCCCUCUCUCACCCUGCUGGAGCGUGACGAGAUCGACAGCGAGGAGACGGCCGAGGAGGAGGCGCCGCCGGCAGUCUCGGCGCACCGCGGCCGGGACGCCGCGCGGCUGAUGGCGCGCUUGCAGAACGCCCUGCCGACCGGGCCGCUGGACGGGGGGCCGCCGGGCAACUACACGUGGCGCCUCGGAGACUGGGGAGAGUGUAAUUCGGUGUGCGGAGCGGGCCAGAAGAGUCGAACGGUUCAGUGCGUCGACGCCGCACACAAGACCAGCGUCGAGCUGUCCCGGUGCUCUCUUCCCAUUCCAGACAUGUACGCAGAAUGUACACAGCCGUGCCUGGAGUGGCAGGUGGCCUCCUGGGCGCCCUGCUCGGUCUCCUGUGGCGCUGGAAAGGUCACCCGACAGGUCAGCUGCCCUGAGCCGAGCCGAUGUGACCUGAACCACCGGCCUGCCGACUCAAAACCCUGCUGGGAAGGACCCUGUGCACAUUGGCAGCUUGGUGAGUGGCAGCCGUGCAGUCGCCCGUGUGGCGGCGGGUACAGCCGCCGCUCGGCCGUCUGUAUCAGUCUGAUCACGGCUCAGCCCACGGACGGGUGUGGGGCACGACCUCUGACCCGAAGGGCGUGCAACCUGGAGCCCUGCCCGGGCAGCGCCGGCGCGGGGCAAUGAGAUAAACACGGCCGGUGAGCGGUGGUCCUGCUCCGGUGGUGCUGCACGGCCGCGCUCCUGAGACGGCGUGGAGCCCACCUUGAUGUGCUGUUCGCGCAGCGCUCCUGGCCACCCGCCGGCUGCUGGCGGUGGCUCGGCUGCGCCCGGCUGCUGGUGGCUCCUCCGCUGCGCCCGGCUGCUGGUAUCUACACUGCGCCCGGCUGCUGUUAGCUCGGCUGCGCCUGGCUGCUGUUAGCUCGGCUGCGCCCGGCUGCAGCCGCUGUGGAGCUGAGGUGUGAGUUCGCCGCAGCUCCCGGCCGGCGAGGGUCGGCUGCCGGGCCGGCCUGUGGACUACUGGGCUCGUGUGACCGCCCGACUUAGGCCGUCAGAGGUAACUUUGUGAUAUGCAGGCGAGGUUCUACGGGACCUAGCGGGUGGACGGGAGGGUGUACUCGACCGCCCGCGCCAGUGUCGUUUAUAGUUCCGUAUCGCCGCCGAGGCACAGGCGGUGACCGUUGUAACAGCCCUAUGUAAUCGUUGAUAUAUGUGGAGAUGUUUUAAAAACAGCAGACGUAUUGCAUCUCACAGGUCAAGCGCUGGCUUUUGUUGAGCUGCAGUGAAUUCUGAGAGGCGUCAUGAAUAUUUAUCCGUGCUGAAGAAGGGAUCGUGCAGGGAAGAGCUCACCCACCCUGAUACCGCAUUGUUUGUUAUUGUUCGGUGCCACUAAUACCUAAUGGUCGUUCAUCUAAAUCGAGAGUAUGCUUGUUAACGGGAAGCAAGUGUGGUUUGAAUUGUGUUCGCAACGCGUUCUCUUGCAAAAAUAAAUGCGAUACAUAAAUGUGGGGCAAGCUUAGCUCUGCCAUUUCCUGAAA
Amphibalanus amphitrite is the source of this 5030-nucleotide messenger RNA. Its product is annotated as A disintegrin and metalloproteinase with thrombospondin motifs 7-like. The transcript has 25 exons. Gene Ontology annotation, biological process: proteolysis; extracellular matrix organization. The record is from RefSeq and is a predicted model, not a curated record. Gene Ontology annotation, molecular function: metalloendopeptidase activity. Gene Ontology annotation, cellular component: extracellular matrix. Lineage: Eukaryota; Metazoa; Arthropoda; Thecostraca; Balanomorpha; Balanidae. Bases 364 to 4179 code for a protein of 1271 amino acids.